GAUCGAUCGACCGCACCAGGCACGCGUCCAACUAUGCCUAUGCUCUCGUGAUGAGGGACGCCACCUGCGAGAGAACUUCUAACAACGACACCCCGUCUACCAUCACCACACACGGCGAAGCUCCUCGUCCUCCAUCCUGAUCACGCUCGCACCACCAAGCCGCCGCAUGCAUCGCUAGCCGCGCGACCACCGAGACGACGACACAUCGCCAUGGCGAGGGCGACAGUGUGGCGGACGCUCGCGACUGCUGUACUGCUGUGGACACCAUCCGCAGUGGCAGCGAGCGCGAGCGAGCCUCCGUGGACUGUGAGACAUGAAGCGGGGCGAUGUGCCCUUCGUGGGCAGUGCGGCAAACAGAGCCUGUUUGGAAAGGAACUGCCCUGUCCGGACAAUGGUCCUGCAGAAGAUCCGUCCGAAGAGGUGCGUGACAAGCUGGUUUUGCUGUGCGGCGAUGAAUGGCGUCACGGAAAGGUCUGUUGCCAGGAAGACCAGCUUGAUGUGCUCAAGAGCAAUCUCGACACGGCCAACAGCAUCAUCUCGUCCUGCGGAGCGUGCAAGAAGAACUUCUUCGACCUCUUCUGUACCUUCACUUGCUCUCCUGACCAGUCUUUAUUCGUCAACGUCACAGCCAUCGCGCCCAAGGGUGACAAGUUCUUGGUGACGGAGCUCGACCAGCUGGUUAGUGAGGACUUUGGUGGUGGGUUGUACAACAGCUGCAGUGAUGUCAAGUUUGGAGCUACAGGAGGCAGAGCGAUGGACUUUAUCGGAGGCGGUGCGAAGAACUACACGCAAAUGCUGAAGUUCCUGGGCGACAAGAAACCAUUCGUCGGCAGCCCUUUCCAGAUCAACUUUCCCCGACCAAAUGAGCAAUAUGAAAAGAUGCAUCCGAUUCUGUCUGAUCCAACACCCUGCAACACCACGGACGAGAGAUAUCGAUGCGCUUGCGUCGAUUGCGCUGGAGCGUGCCCAGCGUUGCCAGAGGUGACCGAAACCAAGCAAUGUCAUGUGGGGUUGCUGCCAUGUUUGAGCUUCGCAGUCGUUCUCAUAUACUCGGUGUUCGUGGCGCUGCUGGUGCUUGCUGUCUUUGGUCACGCCGCUGCGGCAAAGAGAAGGCGAAGCAAAAAUGAGAGACUUCAGCUCCUGCAAGAUGCCUCUCCCAGCGACGAUGAAGACGAGGGCGACAUGGUGCACGGGGCAGCAUCGCUGGAUCGGCCGACCAAACAAUAUUUUGUGAACACCUACUGCGAUCGCAUCUUCAGUAACCUUGGUCGCGCGUGCGCGAGAUUUCCCGGCAUCACAAUCGGUACCUGCGUUAUCGUUGUCGGACUGCUGUGCAUUGGCUGGGUCCGAUUUGAUGUCGAGACGGACCCGGUGAAGCUUUGGGUCGCCCCCGACUCGGACGCCGCCGUCGAGAAACGCUUCUUCGGUGAGAACUUUGGGCCUUUCUUCCGAGCAGAACAGGCGUUUUUGGUGAAUGACACCCUUCCGUCCGGCCCAGGUCCAGUCUUGAGCUAUGAGACGCUCAAAUGGUGGGAAGACGUCGAGCGAAGGGUUCGUGCCCAGGAGAGUCUGCAAGGCGGGUACACGUUGAAGGACGUGUGCUACAGCCCCACGGGCGAUGCUUGUGUGCUUCAGUCCGUUACUGGUUGGUUCUCCGGGAGCAGCAUUGAGCGAGACUCGUGGCAAGAUCAAAUACUCAAAUGCGCUGACUCUCCGGGUGAUGUGGAUUGCUUGCCCGAAUUCCAGUUGCCUCUGCCGCCUGAGCGCUUACUGGGAGGCUACAAUCGAUCCUCUGAGCCCGCGACUAGUGCAUCCGCGAUAGUCACCACUUGGGUUGUCAAGAACUACAACAGCGGGGACCCUGGCCUGGCGAAGGCGGAAGAUUGGGAGCAGAGCACAAAUCGUCUUUUCCAGGACAUCCAGUCUGAGGCCAAAGAGCGCGGAUUGCGUUUGAGUUUCAAUACCGAAAUUUCGCUGGAACAGGAACUUAACAAGAACACGAACACAGACGCCAAGAUUGUCAUCAUCAGCUACAUUGUUAUGUUCAUCUAUGCAUCGCUGGCUCUGGGUAGCACAACCGUCACCGCAGGCAUGAUACUGCGAAACCCCGUAGCGGCUCUGGUACAGAGCAAAUUCAUGCUCGGCAUCGUAGGCAUCGCCAUCGUGUUGAUGUCGGUCGCUGCGUCUGUCGGUCUCUUCGCAGCCGCCGGCGUCAAAGCAACCCUCAUCAUUGCUGAGGUGAUACCUUUCCUGGUUUUGGCUGUCGGCGUCGACAACAUAUUCUUAAUCGUCCACGAGUUCGAGCGUGUCAACAUUAGUCACGCUGAUGAGCCUGUUUCCGAGCGCAUUGCACGAGCGCUUGGGCGCAUGGGACCAUCCAUUCUGCUUUCUGCUUCGACUGAAACAGUAGCAUUCGCUCUGGGCGCUGCAGUCGGCAUGCCGGCUGUGAGGAACUUUGCAGCUUAUGCUGCUGGAGCCGUCUUCAUCAAUGCCCUCCUACAAGUUACCAUGUUCGUCUCCGUCCUAGCACUGAACCAGCAAAGAGUAGAAGAAGGUCGUCUCGACUGCGUACCUUGUGUCAAGCUUCGAGAGUCGCAUCUAGAUCACAUUCCUGGUGGUUUCGGUGGCGCUCCUUUCAGCGGCGCUGACGAAGAAGGCUGGCUCUCGAGAUUCAUCCGCAAGCAAUACGCUCCAGCCUUGAUGGGCAACAAAACAAGGGUAGCGAUCAUCACGGUUUUCCUUGGGCUGUUCGCCGCAGGCAUCGCGCUUUUGCCUGAAGUCCCGCUCGGCUUGGAUCAGCGUAUAGCACUACCCUCGGACAGUUACCUGAUUGACUACUUCAAUGACCUGGACUCAUACUUCAAUCAGGGUGCACCAGUGUAUUUCGUGGUGAAGGACUUGAACGUCACAGCAAGACCGCAUCAACAAGAGCUGUGCGCAAGAUAUACUACUUGCAAUGAGUUCUCCCUCGCAAACGUUCUGGAGCAAGAGAGGAAGCGGCCGGACGUGAGCUACAUUGCUGAUGCGACUGCCAGCUGGAUAGACGACUUCUUCCAGUGGCUCAACCCCGAUGCAGGAGAGUGCUGUGUUGAUGGGUCCAAGGCUUGCUUCGCAGAUCGCCAACCUCCUUGGAACAAUGCUUUGCGGGGCAUGCCAGAAGGCAAGGAGUUUGUGCAAUACGCAAAGCGGUGGCUCAACAGCCCCACUGGGCAGGAAUGUCCUUACGCUGGACAGGCCGCAUAUGGCGAUGCUGUUGUCAUCGACGAGAAGGGAAUGACUGUGCCGGCAAGCCAUUUCCGUACCGCUCACACACCAUUGAAGAGCCAGGAAGAUUUCAUUAAUGCUUACGCCUCCGCGCGCCGAAUUGCGAAGGAUAUCAGUGAGCGCAACGGCAUCGAAGUUUUCCCCUACAGCAAAUUUUACAUAUUCUUCGACCAAUAUGCUACGAUCGUGCACCUCUCGACUGCAUUGGUCGGAGCAGCGCUGGCAUUCAUUCUGGUCAUCACUACUGUCCUCCUAGGCUCAGUAGCGACUGCUGUAGUUGUGACCCUCACAGUUGUCAUGAUUGUAGUGGACAUCGUGGGAACGAUGGCGCUCGCCGGAGUUUCUCUCAACGCCGUCAGCUUGGUCAACAUCAUCAUAUGCGUUGGCAUCGGCGUAGAGUUCUGCGCCCACAUUGCACGCGCUUUCACGAUCCCAUCCGCAUCCAUCAUGGAGCGGGCUCAUAGCAGAUUCCGCGGCAAAGAGGCACGCGCGUGGGCAGCACUGGUCAACGUUGGAGGCAGCGUCUUCAGUGGUAUCACAAUCACCAAGCUCCUGGGCGUUUUCGUGCUGGCAUUCACCCGAAGUAAGAUCUUUGAGAUCUACUACUUCCGAGUCUGGCUUUCGCUCGUAAUCUGGGCCGCUCUACACGCACUCGUGUUCCUUCCGGUCGCACUGAGUCUUUUCGGUGGCAAAGGUUACAUCGAUCCGGAUGAUUUCGGCGGCCUGGAACAGGAUCUUGCGAGUCGAAGAUAUCGAGCUCUGCUUCCUGAUGAAGAGUAUGACAGUGAUGACUACUAGAGCGUUGAACGGAUAUGUAAAACUCAAUUUUUAUAUAAAUUUGAUAUGAUUAAAGAGCCUGAGAUCACGA
Cercospora beticola is the source of this 4132-nucleotide messenger RNA. It is a transcript of the gene NCR1, whose product is annotated as sphingolipid transporter. Gene Ontology annotation, cellular component: membrane. Gene Ontology annotation, molecular function: lipid carrier activity; sterol binding. The record is from RefSeq and is a predicted model, not a curated record. Lineage: Eukaryota; Fungi; Ascomycota; Dothideomycetes; Mycosphaerellales; Mycosphaerellaceae. Gene Ontology annotation, biological process: sterol transport.